UAAUUUUUUUACAUAUACAUGUAGACGUACAGAAUAUAAUAGCAAUAAAUUCACUUUGAUAUUUAGAAUUGGAAUAAGAUUGUCCGUUUUUCAUAACAGACUUACUUCUACAAGAAUCGACAUGAAGGUGUUGGUAGUGGUAGUCCUGGUUUUCCUUGCCUUAGCCUCAGCUGCCAAACUACGGAAGGCUGCAGAACCCAUCCCAGGCAGCUACAUCAUUAAGAUGAAGGAUGGUCAUGAUGUAGUCUCCAUUGCAGCAGGCCUAGGUCACCCGAAAAUCUUGCAGGAAUACAAAACCGUCUUCAAUGGAUUUUCUGCAGCUUUGACUGAUGACAUGCUUCAGGCUGCUCUAGAGUCGGAUGCUGUGGAAUAUAUUGAAGAAGACGGUGUGGUAAGGACCGAUGAGGUUGCGUCCUGGGGGCUUGACCGAGUUGAUCAGAUGACCCAUGAAGGAGAUGGCGUCUUUGAACCGAUGGGAAAUAAAGGAGAAGGGGUUAACAUCUACGUUGUCGAUACUGGUAUCUACAUUAGCCACAUGGACUUUGAUGGGAGGGCGUCUGUCGGAAUCGAUGUUAGACCUAGUGGAGAUGGAAUCGAUUGUAAUGGGCAUGGAACACAUUGCGCUGGCACGGCAGCAGGAACUACGUUUGGAGUGGCCAAGAUGGCAAACUUGUUUGCAGUACGUGUUCUCAAUUGUAACGGGUUCGGUAGCAUCAGUGACAUGGCCGCAGGUGUUGAUUGGGUAGCAGCGAACAGAAUUCUUCCUGCGGUUAUCACUAUGUCAUUAGGGUCUGGUGUUAGUGAUAUCAUUGAUACUUCUAUACGUGGUGUAGUAAAUGCUGGUGUCAGUGUGUCCGUGUCUGGUGGUAAUGAUGACUUCUCAUCAUGUCAAAAGUCUCCUGCUAGAAACCCUGAGGCAAUCACAGUUGGCGCCACCGACUCGUCUGACGUCCGAGCCAGCUUCUCUAACUAUGGUUGUUGUGUUGAUAUCUUUGCACCUGGUGUCGACAUCACAUCGGCCUGGUAUGGCUCGGACGAUGCUACGAAUACCAUCAGCGGUACUUCCAUGUCAACGCCCCACGUAGCUGGUGCCGCGGCAUUAAUUCUAGGAGACGAGACAACACUGACUCCAGCCGAAGUAAAAGGACGUAUCCAGACCAAAGCCAUUGCUGGCGUCGUUGUGGAUGCCAAAGGAGGAUCACCCAAUCUUAUGCUCUACGUUGGAACUUCAGGCUCAGGUGGCGGUUACAUACCCGAGCCCUGCUAUUUCUAUGAAUCAUGCGGUGGAUAUUUCAGUGGUACUUCUGGUUCUUUUGCUAGUCAACAUUAUCCAGAACACUAUGACAUCAGUACUACAUGUGACUAUAUUGUUUCAAACCCCCUCAAGAACCAUUCUGUCACCGUUGUUAUAGAUGAAUUCGAGCUCGAGGCUAAUUCCCUCUGCACUUGGGAUUCUCUUAGCAUCUACGAUGGUUCAGACUCAUCUGCACCGCUGAUAGGAGAAUACUGUGGUCUGAACAACCCUGGUAUCAUUACCAGCACAGGAGAUACCAUGUUCCUAAGAAUGAAAUCAGACAGUUCUGUAACGAAACAGGGCUUUCACGCUAAGUAUACUUCAGGAGGGGAGAGAGGUGGAUGUGGACACACCUUUACCUCUGAUGGUGGAUUUAUAUUCUCACCAAACUAUCCUCAUGAGUAUGGCGACAACCAUGACUGUACUUUCAUUAUAGAAGGAGCUGUUGAUAAGAUGGUCACCAUUACCUUCGAUGACUUCGAAGUUGAACAGCAUACGGGAUGUGACUUUGACUCUUUGAAGAUAUAUGAUGGUGAUAGCGACCAGGGGACUCCUUUGGUUAUUCUAUGUGGUCUGGACAUACCCGAGCCAGUCAGCUCAACCUUGGGUUCAGGGCUCUUCCUCAAGUUCAAGUCUGAUUCCAGUGUCUCUCGCAAGGGUUUCAGUGCUAUGUUCCAACUUGAAUAAAAUCGAUACAUGUUUACACAAUGUUACCCAUGCUUCAUCUUGGCAUUUAAACCAUCAUGAUGCAUCCAUUCGACUCAAAACCAAACAGAUGUUAAUGAUAGUGAACAAAAAAUAUAAUGAUGUAUGUGUGAUAAUGUAUUUUCAGAGCUGUGCCUUCCUUUAUUUAAUACAAUCGUACUGAGAGAUCCAGAUUUGUAGUCAAUCCUUCAUAUUACAAUAUUGUGUUUUAUCCGAAUUUGCCCUCUAAUUGCACAAAUUUCAAUCAUUUUUAUAAGUAAAUGUAAAGUUUGGAACACAUUAUACAAAUUUACUUUGACACUGUGAUACAUAAAUGGCGAAGUAAAAAUUUCGAGAUUUUUCAUCAGAUCUCUCUUUCUAAGACUAUGGCAUGUUUUGAUGAAAAAUAAUAUAUUUUGAAUGAACUGAUACUGGUGUAUCAGUCUGUCAUUUCAUCUUAAAUUUCAAUAAACUGAAAAUAAAUCCAUAUCAGCCGUGAAUAGUGACCAGAAGGACACUGAAUUCAACUUAAAAACUUAAAGAUUUAGAAAUAAAUCUUGAGGAUAAGUUAAAUCCAGAGUUCAACUGACCGUGAACAACGGUUAUUCUGGAUCGAUGUAAUUUUGACUAUGAUAUGAAUGAAAUACA
Molecule: messenger RNA, 2626 nt
Organism: Lytechinus pictus (painted urchin)
Lineage: Eukaryota; Metazoa; Echinodermata; Echinoidea; Temnopleuroida; Toxopneustidae
Product: extracellular serine proteinase-like
Exons: 12
Coding region: 122-1981 (619 amino acids)
Biological process (GO): proteolysis
Molecular function (GO): serine-type endopeptidase activity
Source: RefSeq, a predicted model, not a curated record